AUGCGUCCUUUAACAGCAGAAGAAACAACUACACUUUUCGAAAAACUCGCCAAAUAUAUCGGUGCCAACAUUAAGCAUUUAAUCGAGCGUCCAGAUGAGACAUACUGUUUUCGUCUCCAUAAAAACAAAGUAUAUUAUCUCAGUGAAGCCGUGAUGAGAAAAGCAGUGAGUGUUGGCCGCGAUCAGCUCGGUUCUGUGGGUGUAUGUUUUGGUAAAUUCACAAAAACUGGCAAAUUCAAGCUUCAUAUUACAGCCUUAGAUCACUUAGCACAAUACGCAAAGCAUAAAAUUUGGAUCAAACCUAAUGGUGAAAUGCCUUUCUUAUACGGAAAUCAUAUUGUGAAAGCACAUUUGGGUAGAAUAACAGAUGAUACACCAGAGCAUACUGGUGUCGUGAUUUUCUCUAUGACAGAUACACCAUUGGGGUUCGGUGUUACAGCGCGAUCAACGAUGGAAAUGAAGAAGCUUCAGCCUACAGAUAUUAUCGUAUUCCAUCAAGCCGAUGUUGGUGAAUAUUUACGUGAAGAAGAUACUCUCUUUUAA
Mycotypha africana is the source of this 543-nucleotide messenger RNA. Its product is annotated as 60S ribosome subunit biogenesis protein nip7. The coding region runs from base 1 to 543 and encodes 180 amino acids. Gene Ontology annotation, cellular component: nucleolus; preribosome, large subunit precursor; nucleus. The record is from RefSeq and is a predicted model, not a curated record. NCBI's taxonomy places the organism in Eukaryota, Fungi, Mucoromycota, Mucoromycetes, Mucorales, Mycotyphaceae. Gene Ontology annotation, molecular function: RNA binding. Gene Ontology annotation, biological process: ribosomal large subunit biogenesis; ribosome assembly. The transcript is spliced from 5 exons.